Molecule: messenger RNA, 2537 nt
Organism: Physcomitrium patens
Lineage: Eukaryota; Viridiplantae; Streptophyta; Bryopsida; Funariales; Funariaceae
Source: RefSeq, a predicted model, not a curated record
UCUUCUCGCAGCGGCCCCGCCCCGAAGACUCGGCAAGUCAGUCCCCAACACCAAGGGCAACUACACCACGAGCAGACUACGACCAUGUUAUUGCGCCUCCCCGCAUUCGAUCCGCUGCGUCAUCGUCUCGCCUGCCGCUCUCAUCUCCUGGCCUAUGUCUUCUCCUCCACGGAGGUCCAAGUUGCACAGAGAAUGGUCGCCUGACGCCCCUGGUCGAGUCUUGCCCACGGGAGAUUGCGUUGAUUUAGAGGAGCUGUUGCCGCCCGUAUUGGGAGAAGGGCGCCAAGAAAGCAAGGCUCCUGCGUGGAUGUGAGCGACACUGCGGCUGUUUCGGCGUCGUGUGGUGCGUUUCCGGGUUUUGCAGGGACGGUUAAGAAAUGACAGAUGCUGUGACGACAGAGGCUUUUGUCGAGGAGAUUAUCUCAGACAUCUGGAGCCCCGUCGGUUAUCUCAUGUCUGAGUCAAAAUUUAAAAUGUCGAGAUAAUUACUUUUAGCGCUUAUAUCGAAAUACUCGCAUAUUGACAUCAGUGGGAUCUUCUGGAUAGUUGUUUUUUGAUUCUGGAAGGCGUAUGAUUUGUUCUAGAAAUGGAAGUUGAAUUCGAUUUGGUGACCAGUUUUUUCAACAGCCUUUUCAUUAGUCCGAGUCGAAGGAGUUGACAAAGAAAGAGAUUGUAAUAAAGCAGCCUGAGAGUGUGGAAGGAUGCAGGUUGGACUUGAUGGUUCCAAACAAUGGUCAAAUAGGAGCACUAUUAAGACAUUUCAGAGUUCGAUUUGGGUAGUGGGUGGUGCCACAAGGGCGCAUACUUUUACGUCAAGCAAGGAAUAGCAGAGUUAGUUUUUGGGCAGAUGGUCCAGCUCGAGGAGAUUCGACCUGUUUAUUUGAAGAGAUUGGAAUUGAGCCUACCCGUUCAUUUCCCGUACAUCAAUUUCUCGAGCUCUGUAAUAGAGCUGGUGGACUCAGAUUGUGAAGAAGUCCGUCGUAGAAGUGUAAUCUUUGUAGGUGAAAUCAUUUCUUAUGCUGAUGGCUAGUAGGGUAUAGAGUAGUCUUUAACGUGGAGAAGGUACACUGAUGUACGGAGAAGAGAGGAGGUUGGGUGAUGCCCCUGACCGGUUCAGCCGUGGAUGUGCUUGGUGUUACGACUUUGGUCCUGGUCCUCCUGCUAGUCUGUGCAGGAAUAGGAUGUAUUGCCUACGUCCUCUACUUUCGGGCCCGAAUUCAGAAAGAACGUCUAUCAGCAUUACAGGACUUCAAUUCGCUAUGGAUAGUCCGGAUCAUUCUCAUAGGACUGGCGAUUCUGUGGAGUCUAGUCGAGCUUUUACGCCUCCCUUUACUUCGGCGACCGAAUUGGGUCCUACAUUCUCUGAGCUUCAAAUGGCAGGCCAAUCUUUGUCGGUUACAUAUUCUUUCUUCUCUGGGUUUUCUGGAGCCAUGCUUCUUCCUUACUGCACUAUUCCUUGUACACGGUUCUCUUCGCAAGGCACCAUUCACUCCUCGAAAAGAUUGGAACGGCAAAGUUGUCGGUCUUAUUCUUCUCUGCUGCCUCCCAGUGUUCCUGCUUCAACUUUUCUUUGUUUUCAUUAGCCCAAGGGUUGAAUUCAAGGGAGGCUCUGGUUAUAUUCUAGAAAACGAGGGCUAUGGUGGUAAAGUCCCGUAUUAUUUUACCCAAGCAUUCGAGAAAGUGAUGGUGGAUACCCAAGAGGUUGUUAUGUGCCGUUAUCCUCUUUGGAGCACUUUGGUUCUAGCUGGUUUUGGUAUACUUUACUCUGCUUACUUUCUCCUACUUGGCUGGAGGAUGGUUGGGGUCGUUAUCAACAGAUACCUACAAAGGAGAUUAUAUAGCCUUCUAGGAGCACUCUUGCUCCUGCUUCCUUUACACGUGAUAUUCCUUGGGCUGUCAGUUCUAUCGAAACCUACUCGCUUACCAUUCGAGUUGCUGAGUUUCUUUGGGUUCAUUAUGGUGUUGCUUUGCAGCACUAUUGGUGAAGGUAUCCUUGUGAUCAGGCCCAUUGCGGAUGCACUUGCGGUUACGUGGGUGGUUUAUGCUCCGUCUGAAUCAGGCCGGGACACUGAUUUUCCUGAAGAAGGUCCAAUGUCAGUUUCCAUGUCGAUAUUUGGUAGUGACGACGACGAAGCCUCAUUGGUUGGCAACGCAAGUCUAUUUGCUAAAUCUCAAUCUCGAACUGCCGACGUUCAGGACAACGAGUACACCUCUGCAAGGAGUUUCUUAAGGCCGUUAGAACGAACAGGGAGUUUCUCUGAAAACAAUGUGACCCCUUUCUUUAAUCCAGAUUCAUCUGCGCUACCUGGGAAACCAUUGAUCGCUCAUCAUCAACCCCAGAACCCCGCAUUCUACCCUUUCUUGUAGAGCAUGUUGAUUCAUCAUCGAGAGCAGCUUGUCUGCGCAAUGUUGACCCUUCUACAGUAAAUGAAAAUGUGCUCAAGAUUCUCUCAUUUUGUUGAGUGGAAGUGUGAACCAUGGAACUUUGUGGACAACACGUCAUAUUUCUGAGAAACAUGAGGCGUUCAUUUGCUUCA